Molecule: messenger RNA, 645 nt
Organism: Dovyalis caffra
Lineage: Eukaryota; Viridiplantae; Streptophyta; Magnoliopsida; Malpighiales; Salicaceae
Source: the annotation of a GenBank genome assembly
AUGGCUUACAUCUCUCUCCCUAAACACUCUCUACCCUCUCUACUUCCCACUCAUAAACCCAAAACAACAUCUUCUCAAAACCUCCCAAUUUUGUCCAAGUCAUUACAGUCACAGUUCUAUGGCCUCAAGUUCUCCCAUUCUAGUUCUCUUUCAACCCCAUCUCCUUCUUCGUCAGUGAAGACUACCAUUUUUGCCAAGGUAAACAAAGGACAGGAACCACCAUCCUUCACAUUGAAAGAUCAGGAUGGGAAGACUGUGUCCCUCUCCAGAUUCAAGGGGAAGCCUGUGGUUGUCUACUUUUACCCUGCUGAUGAAACCCCUGGCUGCACCAAACAGGCCUGUGCUUUUAGAGAUUCUUAUGAGAAGUUCAAGAAAGCAGGCGCUGAGGUUGUUGGAAUUAGUGGUGAUGAUUCAUCAUCGCACAAGGCAUUUGCCAAAAAAUACAGACUUCCAUUUACAUUGCUGAGCGACGAAGGUAACAAGAUAAGGAAAGAGUGGGGAGUGCCAGCAGACCUGUUCGGAACAUUACCUGGGAGACAGACAUAUGUUCUGGACAAGAAAGGGGUGGUCCGACUUAUCUACAACAAUCAGUUCCAACCGGAAAAGCAUAUUGAUGAAACUCUGAAACUACUUCAAAGCCUUUGA